CGUUUACAGUUCAUCAAAGACAUACCAAGUCAAUAAAAGUUCAAUUCCGAGAGCCAAGGGGGGUUCUUCUUGAUGACCUCAUGGGCGAAUUUCCGUUCCAUUUUUGCCUCCGCUUGAAGGCGUCGCUAAAGGGUUGCUGCGGCGGCGACGGCAGAGUUAAAGAGGUCUGUGUGGACGACGGCGGCGGCGGCGAGUUAUUCUUCCAGUUGAGGGCUUUGCAAAUUGCAACCAACUUUUUCUCUGAUUUGAAUCUGCUUGGACACGGUGGUUUUGGUUCCGUGUACAAGGGUUUAAUGCCAAAUGGACAAGGAGUGGCUGUGAAGAAGCUGUCAAUGAAUUCAAGACAAGGCUUGAAAGAGUUCAAGAAUGAGGUUAGACUAUUGCUAAGGAUUCAGCACAAGAAUCUUGUCACAUUGCUAGGAUGUUGUAUAGAAGGACCUGAGAAGAUGCUAGUCUAUGAAUAUCUCCCCAACAAGAGUCUUGACUGCUUUCUAUUCGAUAAAAUGAAAUCCACAUCAUUGGAUUGGUCGAAACGAGUUCAAAUAGUCAUUGGUAUAACAAGAGGUCUGUUAUAUCUACAUGAAGGAGCUCCUGAAAGGAUUAUUCAUAGAGAUAUUAAAGCUAGUAAUAUCCUGCUAGAUGAGCAGUUGAACCCAAAAAUAUCCGAUUUUGGCUUGGCCAGACUUUUUCCCGGGGAAGAUACUCAUUUUCAGACAUUUAAGAUUUCCGGAACUCAUGGUUACAUGGCUCCUGAGUAUGCAAUGCGUGGAUAUUUGUCGGUGAAGAUUGAUGUCUUUAGUUUUGGAAUACUAGUAUUGGAGAUUGUAAGUGGACGAAAGAAUUUUGUAGGGCAGCUUGGUGCAGAGAAAUCUGAUCUUUUAAGCUAUGCAUGGCAGUUAUUUCAAGGAGGCAAUUCAUUGGAAUUACUUGAUUCUAGCCUAUCCGGAUACAAUCCAGAAGAGGCAGCAAUGUUAGUCCAGCUAGGUCUGUUGUGUUGUCAAGCAAGCGUAGCUGAAAGACCCGAUAUGAAUUCAGUUCAUCUCAUGCUAGCAAGUGAUUCAUUUACUUUGGCCCGCCCAGGAAAGCCUGCCAUCCAAGGCCGUGCUGGACGAUUAACAACAACUUCAACCUCUGCCUUCACUAAAGCCUCUUUGGCUAGUAGUUUAACUGACGAAUUCUCGAGGAAUUCCAUAUCUUAUUCGUCUAUGGAUGAAGGUAGAUAGACAGACGAUGAACUCACUUCUUAGGGAGAGUUUCCACAAUACUCUAAAUUUUCUUAAUCAAAAGUGUUUUUUUGUUUAUAUAUGGCUUGAGACUAUAUAUGGUCAUUACAUGUGAGUAUAUAAAUGUGUAGGUGUAACUUGUAAGUUUCAAUUAUUUUUAAUAGUUAGUUGAGUUUAGCAUUUUUUGUAUUAUUUGGAUUGA
This is a messenger RNA of Impatiens glandulifera, 1425 nucleotides long. RefSeq names its product G-type lectin S-receptor-like serine/threonine-protein kinase B120. The coding region runs from base 81 to 1223 and encodes 380 amino acids. The record is from RefSeq and is a predicted model, not a curated record. Gene Ontology annotation, molecular function: protein kinase activity; ATP binding. The transcript has 5 exons. Lineage: Eukaryota; Viridiplantae; Streptophyta; Magnoliopsida; Ericales; Balsaminaceae. Gene Ontology annotation, biological process: protein phosphorylation.